AUGUCCGCCCCCUCACCACAAACCCUCUACUUCGCCUACGGCUCCAACCUCUCUCUCACUCAGAUGCAAACCCGUUGUCCAGAUUCCACAUACAUAGGCAUGGGUGUCUUGCAAAACUAUCGAUGGAUUGUGAAUCAGAGGGGCUAUGCUAAUGUUGUUUUUUGCGGGGAGUUUGAAUCUCACUCUCACUCUCACUCUCAGUCUAACUCUCAGUCGAAGUCUCAGUCCGGAGAAGAUAUUAAAGACGGAACCCAUCAUCACCCCUCCAUCAAAGAAACAGCCACCAACCUCCCAUCAAACACCGUCUACGGACUCCUCUACACGCUUUCCCGUCGCGACGAACGCGCCCUCGACAUAAACGAAGGGGUCCCCUUCGCAUACACAAAAGCAUAUCUUCCAAUCACCCUCCUAUCCACUUCGCCAACACUUGAUACGCUCGCUAUAUCGUCAUUGCUGUCUUUAUUUCCUAGCGGUUCCAGUUCCGGUUCCAGUUCCGGUUCCGGUUUCGGUUCUGAGUCUGGGGUUUCGAGUGCUAGAUCAGCAUUAGCAUUCCCAUUUUCAUUCCCAUUACCUCUUUCAUCUACUCCUCCCUCUUCUCCCUCUACAGCAUCUCAAAUUCCUCUCUCCCCCACCACCUCUCAACAACCUCCACCCCUCCAAAUCCGCGCACUAACCUACGUCGAUACCCAGCGCAUUACCCCCUCGGCCCCCAAUCCAGAAUACGUCACGCGUAUGAAUCGCGGGAUUCGGGAUGCCCUUUCCAAGGGAUUUCCUCCAUCGUAUGUACGAGAUGUGAUGCGGGUUUACAUUCCCGCUCGUGAGGAGGGAGACGGCUUCUGA
This is a messenger RNA of Botrytis porri, 840 nucleotides long. RefSeq lists its product as uncharacterized. Lineage: Eukaryota; Fungi; Ascomycota; Leotiomycetes; Helotiales; Sclerotiniaceae. The transcript has a single exon. The coding region runs from base 1 to 840 and encodes 279 amino acids. The record is from RefSeq and is a predicted model, not a curated record. Gene Ontology annotation, molecular function: gamma-glutamylcyclotransferase activity.